CAUAUCGCGCCCGGCCAUGGCGGCCCGGGGCUCGCUGCAGCUGCCGGCCACGCGCAGGUCCGAGCCGGCCUACCGAGAACAAAGACGUCAAAAAGUUGAAGAAUAUCUCUCAAGAAAAAAGACCUUUUCUGGUGUGCCCAUUCAAGAAAACCAGUCAUCAAUCAGUAGCAGAACUAGGAGAACAACUAGCAAUAAACUGCAAGACAAAAUACAGCCUUCAACAUCUCCAAAGCCAGGAAUGGAAAAUAAAGAGAAUGCUAAUAAAUUCUCAUGGGAUCAAUCAAGUGGAACCUCAGGAAAAAAUACUAUUUUUAACUCUUCAACAAUCACACUGACAAAUUCUGCAUCAGGCACAAACUGUAACUCUGAAGAUCAUGCCUCCAAGGAUGAAGCCACUGAAAUAAAAUCUCAGCAUAUGUCAUUUAGCAAGUCCUUCUUGCAAAUGAAAAGCAUAAAAGAGAAGCAACUGAUUGCAGAAAACCAAAAGUCAAGUGUCAGCCUACCAAAGAAACCAGUACUUGGUACAUAUCGUGGCAGAGUUAUCCAAUCCAAGAUAAACUCCUUCCGAAAAGCACCAAAAAGUGAGAUGGAAAAGAGCUCUUUGCCGGACAAGAAACUUUUUCCUUCUGCCACCAAACCAGCAGCAAAUUCUUUGCCCAUGAGCAGAUGUACUGUAGUUCAGAAGACCAGCAAAGUCACAAAUUACACUAAUCCUGUAAAACCAAAUGGUGUCCUCCCAUUCCAGAGAAAACCAUCUGACAAAGCUAUUAACUCUCAGUCCAGUCUGAAGAAACAGCAACUGACAUCUGCUGUAGUAUCAAAGAAAGUAACAGUCGAAAAAAUGAUUAGUGGGAGGGGACCACAUUCACCAAAGGCUGCUUGUAACAAUUCUGACCGCAGAGUAUUAGGAGUGAAGAAACAGGCAGAUUUUUGUGAAGAUUCAAACCCAAAUCCUGUUCUCCCUGGUACAAAGCUGGGACAGGAUUCAAAAACUAAGGGCAACAGAAAAUCUGUUCUGCCAAAAGAGUCAGCAGAAGAGAGAAGAGCUCGCCUGAAUGAAUGGAGAGCAUCUAGAGGCAAAGUGAUGAGGAGACCUCCUAUAUCUGUGCUUCUGGCAGCGCAGCCUAAAAGUGAAGAACAAGAGUUGUCUUCGAGUGAUUCCUUAGAGCAUGUAUUACAUAGUGAAAAGGUCAACAAGACUCUCGCAGAAUGUCUGCAGUUAAUUGAACAGGGAUGUCAGGGUGAUGAAGUACGUACCAUGUUGGAAGAUUUGACACAGAGCAUUCCUGCGGCUAAAAAGCUUGCAAAAUAUUGGAUCUGCUGGAUGCGUCUUCAACAGAUGGGCCCUCUUGAAAAGCUUAUUGUUGUCUUUGAGGAGGCCAUUUUGGCAGGAGCAAUGCCCAAAGAUGAACUACGACACACACUAAUAGACACUAUGAAAAAUACUGAAAACCUUUUUAAGUCUGAGGAUGUUUUAGGAGGAACUGUGAUAGAGGCUGAUUUCAGUGAGGCAGUGGAAAUCAACAAGGAACCAAAUUCAACUGUAGAGCAAGUUCAAGUGGCCUUCAAGGAUCUCUGCUCUGAUGAUGACCAAAAAGCAGAAAAUGAUGACAACAAGGCAGACACUAGCAGUGAAGCGAUCAGAAAAGAAGAAAUCAAUUUAGAGUUGAAACACAGAGAAGAGAUCUUGCCAAAAAAGAAUAAAAAGCACAAGAAUAAACGUGCAAAAAAUAAAAAAGAAUGUGAAACAGAAGAGCAGAAUGAGGAUGAGAUAAAAGAUACAGCCCAAGCAGCUCAUUCUCCUGAGAAGGAGAAUGACACCUCUUUUUUAAUGAGACAUAAUCCAUCUUCCACACCAUACUUGGAAAGUGUUAAGGUGCACGAUGAGGCAAAUGACUGCAGUGCAAAUGACCUGAAAAUUGUAACCCCUUUGCGAUACUCUCAGCGCAUUCGGGAGAAGAUGUGCAAGCUGUCAGAUGCUGUCACAGAUCAAGAUUAAUGUGUCUCUUCAUUUGAGCAUUUGGGAGAAUUGAAAUCAAAAGCCACUACGUUUAUCCACAAGCAUAGCAAUGUGCUCAAAGAAACAAGUGCUGAAGUAGAAGAGUAAAAAAGUAGCAAUAGUGCUACAUGGUGGUUAAAAAUUGGAUGCUUAUUAAGGACAGGUGGGGGUGGUUUGGUUUUUUAGCAGCUCAGAA
This is a messenger RNA of Colius striatus (speckled mousebird), 2195 nucleotides long. It is a transcript of the gene CKAP2, whose product is annotated as cytoskeleton associated protein 2. Gene Ontology annotation, biological process: negative regulation of microtubule depolymerization. NCBI's taxonomy places the organism in Eukaryota, Metazoa, Chordata, Aves, Coliiformes, Coliidae. Gene Ontology annotation, cellular component: microtubule cytoskeleton. The record is from RefSeq and is a predicted model, not a curated record. Bases 17 to 1999 code for a protein of 660 amino acids. The transcript is spliced from 9 exons.